Messenger RNA from Ilex paraguariensis (yerba mate), 2486 nucleotides. NCBI's taxonomy places the organism in Eukaryota, Viridiplantae, Streptophyta, Magnoliopsida, Aquifoliales, Aquifoliaceae. The record is from the annotation of a GenBank genome assembly.
CUUUUGUUCAAUUGGAAUUGUUUGAUCUUUAGGCUAAGAGAUGGGGAAACUGGGGAAGAAGGCGAGGAAGUUUGCGAAGAAGAAUCUUCAAUCUGUGCUUCGAGCAAGGCGAAAAACGAAGGGUUUCUUGAGGAAGAAAGCUUCAUCAAAACGUAAGAAUGAUAGUGCUGAAGAGCAAGUAAAUAAUACAACAGUGCUUUCUAAUGGAAGAAACACUGAUGGUGAAGUUAUCGAAGAUGCUUCUCUUGAUGCACUAUUCAUUGACGAUGAUAGCAAUGUGGUCGCAGAUGCUUCAGACAGUGAUGGAUUUUUAUCGGAGGACUCGAGCUGUGCAAAUAUCGUAGAAGUUGAGAGUGAGAUUAAUUUAGAAGACAACAAUAUUAGUACAUUAUCGAUGCACAACAGGAAAAUCAGUGAGGAACUUACCGUGCAAAAGAACAAAUUGGACAGAUUCAAGAAGAAGGAUCUUGAGUUUUCUAAGUUCUUAGAAAGCUACGAUAAGGGUGUGGAAACCUUUCGUAAUGACGAGACGUCCUCUGAUGAAGAUGAGAUUAGCCAUCAUGGGAUGCAGUUUAUGGAUGAAGAUGAAUCCGCUAUGAACAAAGGCAUAGUUUUGUCAAGUUCGGUCAUCAACUCUUGGUGUCAACUGGUUAGAGUGGAGCAUAGUGAGUCUGCCCUUACUAGUAUAUUAAAUGCGUAUCGGGCAGCAUGCCACUAUGGCACAAAACUGAUUGGCCGUAGAAUUCAGAAUAGUGAGACCUUCUGCAACGUAUUAAUGUUCGUGCUUCAUGAUGCUGACAGUAUAUUUCGGGGGCUGUUGAAAAUACCAUCCUCCAAUUGCAAGAAACAGAUGAUACUAGAAUUGAAAAAUACGUCAAAAUGGAAAAAUCUGAAACCACUUGUCAAGUCUUAUCUGAGGAGUACAUUAUUUCUGUUGAACCAGGUCACCGACUCAGAGAUACUGUAUUUCUCUUUGACCCGACUCAGAGCUUCUCUAAUAUUCUUUGCUGCUUUUCCAUCUUUACUGCACAAACUCAUUAAGAUUGCAGUUCACUUGUGGGCAACGGGGGGAGGGACUCUAUCAUCAUCUUCCUUUGUUAUCAUACGGGAUGUGGCUGCUAUUUAUAAUUCCGAUUGCUAUGACACGUGCUUAAUAAAAACAUUCAAUGCCUACAUUGCUCAAAUCAGAGUUCCAGAAACUGUUAACCUUAAACACAUAAAGUUCUUGAGGUAUUCUUUGGUUGAGCUCUGCUCCUUAGAUGUGCAGAAAUCAAAUAACAAGGCCCUUUCUUCUAUUCAUCAACUUGGCAAAAUAUUGCAGCUGGGACUACAAACAAAGAAAAAGGAAGCCGUUAAAAAGAUAUGCAGUUGGGAGUAUUCUAACUGCAUUGAUAUCUGGGUUAUGUUCAUAUCAGCCAAUGUACGUGAUUAUGAUCUUCAAACCUUGUUUAACAUGACCAUUCAGCUUAUAAAUGGAGUAUCUCACAUGUUUCCUGGGCCAAGAUAUUUCCCUUUGAGGUUGAAGUGCAUUCACUGGCUGAAUAAUCUAUCUAGUUGUAGUGGGAUUUUUAUCCCCAUUGCUUCAUUUGUGUUGGAUAUUUUGGAAUAUAAAAUCGGCAAGGAGGGUGGAAAAACUGGAAAGACCUAUGAUUUUCUAUCAGUCCUAAAGUUGCCAAAACAAUUGUUAAAAUUGCAAACUUUCCAAGAGGAAUGUGUUGUCUCUGCCAUUGAACUGCUCUCAGCACACUUUGCUCAAUGGAGUUAUCACAUUUCUUUCCCUGAGCUGGCAGCUAUUCCUCUUAUCCAUCUAAGAAAGUUUCAUGAAACUACUUAUACUGAAAGUUGGCGACGUGUGGUGAAGCGUUUGAUUGAUCAGGUGGAGCAGAAUGUGGAGUUUGUGCAGAAGAAAAGAGACGAGGUUUCCUUCUCACCAGAAGAUCAUCAAUCCGUUGAAUCAUUUCUUCAGAUUGAAAAGCAGAGUCUCAAGGCGCCAUUUACUCAAUAUUACAGAAGUGUCAUGGAAAAGGCUGCUAUAAGGAAACUGCAAAAGAAUGACAAUAUAAGCUACCUGGAGCAGGGAAAAUUGAAGAGAAAAAGGGAACGACUUCCAAAUAAUAUGGUGGAUGCAGUUACUAAUGCAGAGAAUGGUUGUGUUAGAGUUUGAUUCUAAGGUGACAAAAAGAAGAGCUGUGAAAGUAUGAUGCUUCUAGCUUCUUUUACUUCUUCCUUUUUUUCCAAAUUUUGUUGAGUAAUGGAAUCAUGAUUUAUGUUAUUUAUCCUUUUUUUCUUAUAAAAAAAUGUUAUUUACCCUUUUUUCACAUUUGUUGAAAACUUUGUAGAUUUAACAUACAUCUUAUGUAGACUUUGUUGGUCAAAACUGAGUUGCAAAGACAGCAAAAUUACUUGCACUGGCCAUCUGGAACAAAUUUUUCCCCCUACCUAAAAGGAGUUACAUUAGCGGAUACCCAUCUUGGGUUGUAAUUUGC